UUUUAGUGAGCUGCUGUUCAUCUAUGCAUUAGUGCUCCGCUUCUGUUUCGACAUCGAUAUUUUGAGUUGUGCUUAAAGAAAUCGAGAAAUACUAUAUUGUUGCUGGAAUUUUGUCAAUUUGGUUUCACUGUAUGUCAAACACAUGUUCUAUCUAGUUAUUGCUCAUCAAGAAUCUAAUCUGCUGUCAGAUCCUCAAUUAGCAGCAUCAUACGAGUAAUCUUUCCGUUUUGCUCCUUUAAUAGCAACUGAUCUGUUAAAAGUCGAUAGGGUAUUUGCUAUUAAUGAUUUCGGUGGAUUUCUUUUGAUGGAUGUAUUCGUUUUUCAGUAUAAGGUAAUUAUUUCAAUGUCGCUGUUUCUUGGCUAUUAAAUUGAAUUACAAUACCCCAAAAAAAAAAAUAAUAAUAAUAAUUCGGAGAAACAGUAGGCUGUUCUGUUGAUUUAUCCAUUCAGUUUCUUCAUCGGAGCUUUUAGGUAUUAAUUCCAUUAUCAUACCCAAGAAAUAUAUAAAUAUUUCUGCAUAAAAUCUAUGUUAUUGUGUUCUAUAAUUCAUUCAGUUGCUUCACUGCUCUCUUGGUAUUAAUUCAAUCACCAUAGCCGACAUAUAUGUAUAUACAUAUAAUCCGUGGAACAAUUUGGUAAUUCUGCCGCGUUAUUUAUUCAGUUGCUUCAUUGGUCCUACCUCUAUUUAUUGACAUGCAUAGUUUCUAUUCUAUAAUUUCUGGUCAGGUGAACUAGAUUUUCUGUCUCUCAAUCGGGUUCAGUGUUUCCGUAAUCAUAUCUUUUAUUUAUUACAUGGAUGAAGCUUCGUCUUAUCAUUGUGCUUAACUCUUUUAGGUUAAUCAUUGAAAAAUAGAGAUGGGAACAGAUGGUGGGGCAGACCAUACUUCUCCAUCUUUGGACCUACCACCACCAACUAUACCACCAAAUGUAAAGGUAGUACGAGAAGACCUGCCUAAUAGAUCUAUAAUUACACGUCCUGGAUUCGGGACUUCUGGCAAGCGCAUCUCUUUGCUCGCUAAUCAUUUCAAAGUUUCUAUCACAAAUCCAGACGAAACUUUUUACCAGUACAGCGUUGCUAUUAGUUUUGAGGAUAAUAAAGCGGUUGAGAGCAAGGUACUAGGGAGGAAAGUUAUCGAUAAACUUUACCAAACAUACUCUUCUGAACUUGCUGGGAAGAGAUUUGCUUAUGAUGGGGAUGCGAGUUUGUACACUGUGGGGCCCUUACCGCAGAACAACUUGGAAUAUACAGUGGUUCUUGAAGAAUCUAUUGCCAAGUGCAGUGGGAAUCCUUCUGAUAACGGAACCCAAAUCGAGUCUUACAAAAGAUCUAAGAGCUCUCUACACUCAAAAACUUUCAAGGUAGAGAUCAGUUAUGCUGCAAAAGUACCAUUGAAUUCCAUAUCUCAUGCCCUUCAAAAAGCUGAUCCAGAAAAGGCUCAAGAUGCUCUGAGGGUUUUAGACAUCGUACUAAGGCAAGAUGCAGCUAAAAGAGGGUGCCUUUUGGUUGGUCAAUCAUUCUUUCAUGAUGACUCGCGGACGUUCACUGAUGUUGGAGGGGGGGUGACAGGUGUGAGAGGUUUCCACUCCAGCUUUCGUCCAACUCUGAGUGGUUUGUCUCUGAAUAUGGAUGCAUCGACAACCUUGAUCUUGACGCCUGGACCAGUCGUGGACUUCCUGCUUGUUAAUCAGAAUGUGAAGGAAACUCGGUAUAUUGACUGGGCAAAGGCCAAAAAGAUGCUCAAGAAUAUGAGGGUUAAGGCGAGGCACAAUAAUAUGGAAUUCAAAAUUGCAGGUUUGAGUGAGAAACCUUGCAAUCAGCAGUUAUUUUCGAUAAAAGUUAAUAGUGGUGGUAGUCCCGGAGGUGAUGGAGAAACCGUGGAGAUUACUGUUUACGACUAUUUUGUUAAACACCGUAACAUAGAACUUAUAUCUUCAUCAUAUAUGCCAUGCAUUGAUGUUGGGAAACCGAAAAGACCGAUCUAUCUGCCUAUAGAGCUCUGUUCUCUAGUCUCUCUUCAGAGAUACACAAAAGCACUGUCGGUAACACAAAGAGCAUCCUUGGUUGAAAAAUCAAGGCAGAAGCCUCCUGAGAAAAUUCGAGUUGUAACCGAUGCUAUCAAAAACUCUCACUAUGAUGAGAAUCCUGUCCUUGUCGCUUGUGGUAUUUCAGUUGAAAAGCAUCUUAGUCAAUUAGAUGGACGGAUUCUUGAUGCACCAAAGUUAAAGGUUGGCAACAGUGAAGACUGUUUACCCCAAAAUGGCCGGUGGAACUUCAAUAACAAGAAACUUCUGAACCCCAGCCAGAUAGAUCAUUGGGCACUUGUCAAUUUCUCUGCACGUGCAGAUUGUAGCCAUCUUUCGAGGGAGCUAAUCAACUGUGGGAGGAACAAGGGCAUUCAUAUUGAACGCCCAUAUGCAAUAUUCGAGGAAGAUCCACAAUAUAGAAAAGCUAGCCCUGUGACACGUGUAGAAAAGAUGGUUGAACAUAUUACGGCUACACUACCUGGUCCUCCUGAGUUUUUGCUUUGUGUUUUGCCCGAACGAAAAAAUUGUGAUCUUUAUGGACCUUGGAAGAGAAAAUGUCUAUGUAACUUGGGUAUCGUCACCCAAUGCGUCUCUCCUAUCAAAAUCAACGACCAGUACCUGACAAAUGUACUUCUCAAAAUGAAUUCUAAGUUAGGGGGGAUCAACUCAUUGUUGGCAAUAGAGAAUUCCCGUCGAAUUCCACUCAUUACGGAUAAGCCGACCAUGAUCUUGGGAAUGGAUGUAUCGCAUGGUUCUCCUGGUCGAUCUGAUAUCCCUUCAAUUGCUGCGGUUGUUGGAUCUCGGAGUUGGCCAUUGAUAUCAAGGUAUAGAGCAGCUGUACGAACCCAAUCUUCAAGGGUGGAGAUGAUUGAAAGUUUGUUCAAGCCUCUAGCAAAUGGGGAGGAUGACGGCAUUAUGAGGGAACUGCUUAAGGAUUUCUACGAAACCAGUAAUGGACGCAAACCAACUCAGAUUAUUAUUUUCAGGGAUGGUGUGAGUGAAUCCCAGUUUACACAAGUCAUCGACAUUGAACUCAAUCAAAUUAUCAAGGCUUAUCAGCAUCUAGGCGAGACCGAGAUUCCGAAAUUCACAGUGAUAGUGGCCCAGAAGAAUCACCAUACGAGACUUUUCCAAGCUACAGCUGCUGAGAAUGUUCCACCCGGUACUGUUGUGGACACAAACAUUGUUCAUCCUACAAAUUACGAUUUCUAUAUGUGCUCUCAGGCAGGGAAAAUAGGAACUUCUCGACCUGCACAUUAUCAUGUAUUGCUCGACGAGAUUGGUUUCUCCCCAGACGAUAUGCAGAAUCUCAUCCAUUCCCUAUCAUAUGUAUAUCAGAGGAGCACUACUGCCAUCUCCAUUGUUGCACCGGUAUGUUAUGCUCAUCUUGCAGCCCAACAAAUGAGUCAGUUUAUAAAAUUUGAAGACUCGUCCGAACAAAAAAACACGACAACAGGAGGAAGCAUACCUUUUCCAGAGCUGCCCAGGCUCCACAAAAACGUUGCUGGAUCGAUGUUCUUUUGUUGAAGUCGCCGAUAAAUUUUAGGCUGUCGACAAAUUAGAAAACUGUGAAUAGAGCAAUUUAGUUCUUUUGUCUAUAAUCGUACCGAUGAUUUAGGUAAGUAUUUGCUAGUGAAGAUGGCUGAAGCUGUUUCCGAGUGGUGCUUCGUUUUUCGUUUGAAAUGUUUUGAUGCAUCAGCCUUUCGCCUCUUCCCUCUACUUUGUCUAGCGAAAUUCAUGUAUUAGCUACAACUUACAUGCAUUCAUCAUUAGUAAAGCAGUCUUUUGUGGUUACAAUUUCAUUCUUGGUUUUUUUCUUUUAAUUUUCGAUUCGGUAUUUGGCAUGUGCCCGAAUUUUCGGUUCGGUUCAGUUCGGUCGGUUUACCGGCCAAGUGAACAGCCCUUCAGGGCUCAGGCUACAGUAUAUAACAAAGAAUAUCGUAGUAGUGCAUUCGCCUUA
Messenger RNA from Erythranthe guttata (spotted monkey flower), 3985 nucleotides. NCBI's taxonomy places the organism in Eukaryota, Viridiplantae, Streptophyta, Magnoliopsida, Lamiales, Phrymaceae. The record is from RefSeq and is a predicted model, not a curated record.